Molecule: messenger RNA, 1706 nt
Organism: Anguilla anguilla (European eel)
Lineage: Eukaryota; Metazoa; Chordata; Actinopteri; Anguilliformes; Anguillidae
Product: protein FAM3C-like
Exons: 10
Coding region: 65-754 (229 amino acids)
Source: RefSeq, a predicted model, not a curated record
UACUAAUAAUAAUAAGUACAAUUGUAUAGGUAAAGCAACUUGUUCCAAAGAAAUUAAAGUUGGGAUGAGGCCAAGAGACUUCAUCCAAAUGGGCAUGGCCCUGACUGCUGCUGUUAUCAUAUUGUAUAUCGCCAUCAACCCACCCCAGCGGGCCUGGAAAGAGGCAAGGAAAUUAAGAAACUUUUUUGGGUCUUCUAAACAAGACCAGAAUUUUCAAGAAACACCCAAAGCCAUCCACUACAAGUGUGGACUCCCGAAACAGUGCCCUUUAGAUCAUUUUGCAUUUCAUAUUCUAAGUGGGGCAGCAAAUGUUAUUGGGCCGAAGAUUUGCUUUGAAGAUCAAAUAAUCAUAAGCAGUGCUAAAAACAAUAUUGGGGCUGGGCUGAAUAUUGUGCUCAUAAAUGGUGAAACGGGGAAGACUUUGAAGUUUGACUCCUUUAACAUGUACUCUGGAAAAGUGGAAGAUCUGCUGAAAUUCAUGAAAGAUGUAAAGCCUGGGACAAUUGCUCUUGUAGCUUCCUUUGAUGACCCAGGAACAAAAUUGACCAAUGAAGCACGGGACAUAUUUGUUAAGUUGGGAAGCAGCAUGAUCAAGUCUGUGGGCUUCAGAGACAGCUGGGUUUUUGCAGGAGCUGCUGGAAUAGCACAAAAUAGUCCUUUUGAAAAGCACGUAAAAAACGAGAAGGAGAAGAACGUUUAUGACGGCUGGCCGGAGAUCGUGGAGGUGAGCGGCUGCUUUCCCAGGAAGCAGUGACCUGGGGGACGUCCACACUGACAUCAGCCCGAUGAGUGACAAGCGCUCUGCUCCUGUCAGCCACUGCUCGCGGUUUAUCAUGACAUUUUCAUGACCUGCUUCUGUAUGGACCUUGAAUCCCCAUGAGAAGCAGCAACAUUUCAAAAAGUUAAUUGAGAAGUAGUUUUCUUAUAUCAUAAAUUUACACAUUUAAAAAAAUUUUGAAUGACAAAACAUGACUUGUCAAGAAACGGUAUAUAUAUAUUUUUUCCUUUUGUAUAUAUUUUGUAUUUAAAACACUGAAAGACAAAAGCGAGCAGUUAACAUAGGUCAAUUCCUUAGUGUCUGACUUCUGUGCUGACCAAAUUAUGAAAGAUUAUUUCUGGAUGUUCAUUUCUUACAGAAGAAUAUUCUGAAACGUGAUAUUUUUUGCAUGUAUUACAGCUGACUACAUGAAUACAAUGACAUAUAUACAUGGUAAUAUUGAGGAGAAUCGGAGAACGAUUCAUCUUCAACUGUAUAAACCAUUGUAAAAUAAUUAGAAUUUUAUAUUCAUUGUUUACAUUUGGCUUUAAUUCUCACUGCCUUUCAUUUAUUCUAAUCAGGGCUCAAAGAUAUUCUCAUUUCAGAAAAGGUCAUAGUUUAAAAAAAAUGUAAAUCAGUGAGAACAAAGACCAAGAAUUACUCUUUCUACAUACAUAGUUUGCAUUGUUUUGUAUUGUGGUCUCUUGCUACAUUUUUACUGCAUUUGUGUUUAUUUGCAUCCAUACAAAGUGCAGUAUGUCUUGUGUCAUUGUGCACCCAUCCCAUUCUGUGACUGUAUCCUCUUUAGCCUUGAUAUCAGUGUGCACAUUAUAUUUUAUAUAGGCAUUUUUGUUUUAUUAACUCAGCCAUGAAGAAUCACUGAAUGAAUGCAGGCUGUGCAUGGGCCUUUUGAGUCAUUUCAAAAACAAAAUGGAAGUACAACAAUGAA